Molecule: messenger RNA, 2846 nt
Organism: Mizuhopecten yessoensis (Yesso scallop)
Lineage: Eukaryota; Metazoa; Mollusca; Bivalvia; Pectinida; Pectinidae
Product: A disintegrin and metalloproteinase with thrombospondin motifs 18-like
Exons: 14
Coding region: 219-1754 (511 amino acids)
Molecular function (GO): metallopeptidase activity
Source: RefSeq, a predicted model, not a curated record
CUACAUUUACAAACAAACAAACCGGUUGUUCCGCAUAAAACAACAGGCCCUGAUUGUGUGAAUAUCACGUGUAGAAUGUGGAAAUACGCGCGCGUCGUCUGUCCUUGGCGUCUGCCCUUGGUAGUUUAUGCUACCACAUCAGUUUUCUUUAUGAUUGCGAUCUGAUAUAUUGGUGGUUACCUUCGCAGUGAAGCUCUUAAUGACAUGGAUUUUUUGUGAUGACAUUUUGUUUGGGUACACCUGGAUUAUGGACAAUACCAACAAUAGAUUGUAAAUUACCGGAAGUUAACCAGGAAUCAGCUCAAAUUGUUCAACUUGGUGGAAAUGUAUGGCCGUUACGUCAAAAGCGAUCAACAGACUUUGGCUUUCCUCAAACAAUUCAGCUAAAGUUAACGAUAAACGGGAACGAGGAAGUCGACAUAGUAAUGGGAAGAAGAUAUCUACCUUUUGUUCCCUCUAUCAACGGGAAGUCUCAAACGAAUUCAUUGCAGCAUCAUGCUACGUACCAGAACCCCAACGAAGGAGCUGCCAUAACUGUAAGAUGCAGGGACAGGACCACACGGCCAUGUCAACUGUAUGGAACGUUUAGCCACGAAAGUCAAUUUUAUCAAAUACAAGCCCUGGGCUAUGGAGAGGAUUAUCUUCAUGAAAUCGUCAGACUUGACCUAGAAAACAGAAGUUUCCUAGGCUUGCAGAAUCACGUACCGAUGAAAACCACCAAAAACAGACGCAAGCGCUAUGCAGGUGGUGCUAACAUCAAAACCAAGUACGUCGCCGAAAUGCUACUUUGGAUUGAUUACCUUAUUUACACCAGGUUCUUGGAAACAGCAGGAAACGACGCAACAGAGGCAGACCUGAAUAUCCAGACGUUUGCAAUUGGCGUAAUGAAUGAGGUCGAUACAAGAGCACGAAACCUUCAAAAACAGGCCUUAGAGAUGGGAAUCAGUAACGCUGCAGACUUUGACCUCAGUGUGAUGUUGACCGAGCUUGUGGUUUGCAAGACCGAUAGCUUCUGUGUGUGGUCUGAGGACCCUUCUUACAACAUUAACGGUGUAUUGCAGACCAAUGCCCUUCUUGCCUUCAUAGCCACACUGAUACUGUACAAGAAGACGAACUACGACUUCGCUGUAGGAUUAACGGGAUAUGAAGUUCUGGACGACAGACACUCCGAUACAAAUUGCGGUGUAUACUUCUUGGAUAACCAGAUGUGUGUCGCUGAAAACCUGACAUAUGUAUCCAGUAUUGCCAAGGCAACCGAGGGGGGAGUUGGUUUCAACGUAGCGCACUUUCUCGGACGACAUAUGGGAAUGAUUGGUGACGUCACAGAAACUAGCUGUGCUGAAGAUAAUUACCUGAGUUCUUCUGAUUGGUCGCCUGGCACAUCCGACAAGGCUUCUCACCCUUUUCAUUGGUCAAACUGUACCAUUGAACGCAUAUACACGAGCUCACAAACAUCGGGUAAAAACGACUGUUUAUUAGUCAAUAGUUUUGUAAACGACACCUACCUCGCAUACCACUCUGCCUUAGAGCCAGGACGGGAAUUGGAAGCAGAUAUACAAUGCAAAUACGAAUUUGGUAGUACAUCGACAUUUUGUGGGACACAAGAUGCCAGUAUAUGUUACACUGGUAUCAGCUGCACCAACCCAGACACCAAUAUUUGUGAAAACGUAGCACUACCUCUAGACGGAACAGCCUGUCACGAACUGGCACAACCCUUGCCUAAAAAGCUCUCGUACACUGGGACGCGGGUUUGAGGCCUACGUGGGGAAGUCGCCAGGUACUUGCGGCAGGUUGGUGUUUUUUCCGGGUACUCCGGCUUUCCUCCACCACCAAAACCUGGCUCGUCAUUUAACAACUGUUAAUAGGACGUAAACCACAAACAAACAAAACCAAUAUAUUGAAAAUGUGACACCGCUAGAGUUUUUGUCAUUGAAACAUUGUUCAGUUUGAAUCUUGUCUAUUACACGUAAUGCAUUGUACUAAUAACCAUCUGUAGAGUUUGGAGAUGUGUUCAUCUGAGUUUGUCUUACGUUCAUUCUUCGAGAUAGAAGGUUCUAGAGUCUGCUGGUGGAUUUCUCAGUGCCCCACAUUUGCCGUUAUUUUGAUAGCCGCAAUAAUUUCAUUUUACAAGUGACAUGCUCCCCUUAUAAACAUGUUUUACUCAUUACGCAAUUUUAAUAUUAGCAGUUUUCCUCCAUUUUUUGAAAUUCACAUAAUUAAGGAGUUUACGCACAUGUGUGUCUUACUUUCAUCUUUAUAAAUGUUAGUUAUACGCUUAAACAAAUGAACAAAAGACACUAUCUUUUAUAUUUGUUUGAAUUGUUUGGACUUUUUUUGGACAACGAUUGUGCAACCUUUAUGCUGCAUUCCAACUCUUUUUCUUUCCAAAAUGUGCUGUUAAUUAGAAUUAACGAAGCUUCAUUUUCAUGAAAAUGUUGUUGAUGAUAGCUAUAUAAGAACAAGAACAAUUGACAACAUUAUUACAUGAAACGAAAUAGAACAGAAAUAAUUGCUUUCUUUGUUCAAGACCUGUGCAUACAGACAAUAUGCGAUUACCUAGCACUGCGUUAACUUACCAAGAGUACGAUUUUGUUUUUUUCUUUUCCUUCGGCAAAGUACUGCCUUAAAAUAAAUCUGUAUAAAAGAGAAGAGAAGAUCGUGCAUUCCCGAUUGAUCAACUUUUACAUGUAAUAUAAUAAAUAAAAAAUAAAUGAUAAUAAAAAAAGCUUGUAAGCAAACAUCUGUGAUAAAGAUCAAAUCAAGGCGCUGCAGAAACGUUUGACUGUGCAUCGUUAAAUUUACAUCAUAUUUCCCGUUAUCCAAAAACAUAAAAGAACUUUCACUGA